AUCUCACCACGAGGAAGGCACCCUGCUGCCUGUACUUAUUUGCGUCCAAGAGUUUGCAUUGAGAUUGGCGCUCGCCUACCAGGUCAGCCCCAGGGGGGUUCCCCAGGGACAGAGAUUAUGUCUACUUUGAGAAUUCCUCCAGCAACCCAUACCUAAUAAGAAGGAUAGAAGAACUCAACAAGACUGCAAGUGGCAACGUGGAAGCAAAAGUAGUAUGCUUUUAUAGACGACGUGAUAUUUCCAACACGCUUAUAAUGCUCGCAGAUAAGCAUGCUAAAGAAAUUGAGGAAGAAUCUGAAACAACGGUUGAGGCUGACUUGACUGAUAAGCAGAAACAUCAGUUGAAACAUAGGGAACUCUUUUUGUCACGCCAGUAUGAAUCUCUGCCCGCAACACAUAUCAGGGGAAAGUGCAGUGUCGCCCUUCUGAAUGAGACAGAAUCAGUAUUGUCAUAUCUUGAUAAAGAGGAUACCUUCUUCUACUCAUUGGUCUAUGACCCCUCAUUGAAAACGCUAUUAGCUGACAAAGGUGAAAUCAGAGUGGGACCUAGAUAUCAGGCAGACAUUCCAGAAAUGCUGUUAGAAGGAGAAUCAGAUGAGAGGGAACAGUCAAAAUUGGAAGUUAAAGUUUGGGAUCCAAAUAGCCCACUUACGGAUCGACAGAUUGACCAGUUUUUAGUUGUAGCACGAAACUGUAUUCAUGUAAAGCUCUUAAGGUUUCACGCUAUGGAUACAUUGUAUAGACACAGCUAUGAUUUGAGCAGUGCCAUUAGUGUCUUAGUACCACUCGGAGGACCUGUUUUAUGCAGAGAUGAAAUGGAGGAAUGGUCAGCCUCUGAAGCUAGCUUAUUUGAAGAGGCACUGGAAAAAUAUGGCAAAGACUUCAAUGACAUACGGCAAGAUUUUCUUCCUUGGAAAUCAUUGACUAGCAUCAUUGAAUAUUAUUACAUGUGGAAAACUACUGACAGAUAUGUGCAACAGAAACGUCUAAAAGCAGCAGAAGCUGAGAGUAAACUGAAACAAGUAUAUAUCCCAACUUACAAACCAAAUCCCAACCAAAUAUCCACUAGUAAUGGGAAGCCUGGUGCUGUGAAUGGAGCUGUGGGGACCACGUUCCAGCCUCAGAAUCCUCUUUUAGGGAGAGCCUGUGAGAGCUGCUAUGCUACACAGUCUCACCAGUGGUAUUCCUGGGGCCCACCUAAUAUGCAGUGUAGAUUAUGUGCAAUUUGUUGGCUUUAUUGGAAAAAAUAUGGAGGCUUGAAAAUGCCCACCCAGUCAGAAGAAGAGAAGUUAUCUCCUAGCCCAACUACAGAGGACCCUCGUGUUAGAAGUCACGUAUCCCGCCAGGCCAUGCAGGGAAUGCCAGUUAGAAAUACUGGGAGUCCAAAGUCUGCAGUGAAGACCCGCCAAGCUUUCUUCCUUCAUACUACAUAUUUCACAAAAUUUGCUCGCCAGGUCUGCAAAAAUACCCUCCGGCUACGGCAGGCAGCAAGACGGCCGUUUGUUGCUAUUAAUUAUGCUGCCAUUAGGGCAGAAUAUGCAGACAGACAUGCUGAACUAUCCGGAAGUCCACUGAAAAGCAAAAGCACUAGGAAACCUUUGGCAUGUAUCAUUGGGUAUUUAGAGAUCCAUCCUGCAAAGAAACCUAAUGUAAUUCGAUCUACACCAAGCCUGCAAACCCCAACUACCAAGCGGAUGCUAACAACUCCAAAUCACACAUCUCUGAGCAUUCUGGGGAAAAGAAACUAUAGUCAUCACAAUGGUCUGGAUGAACUCACGUGCUGUGUGUCAGACUGAGCUUUCCCUGAUUCAUUCUACAAUCCAAGACUUGCUGCACUGUCCUGCUGAUGUUCACAGUCGUGCCUGGGAAGGAGGAAGCCCCACUCCCAGUACAUUUCAGUGGGAGACCUCUGCGUGCAUCCAUGGAGACGCAAUGGGGCGGGGAAGGAACUGUGGGAGUGCACGUUCCAAAUCCUGUGUCUCCACGUGUGGAUCAGCAGCACUUCGCUUUCUUGUCAGAGACCUCGCUGUUACAGAGCGAGACCUGCUGAGAAGUGAGGGGCUGAGGGAACCCCUCCACCUCCUCCCUUCUGCAGCACCCUGCGCCCCUCCCAGCAACAGCGGUCACUUGGCAGUGGGGCUGCUGCGAGCUCAGAGCCGCUGUCACCCUGCAUGUGUCCGCUCAGCUCGGUCUUAUGCUGUAUAGUUACUAAAUAUGUACAGGAGGGCCAUGGCAUCUUUCUGAGUGGAUUUUUCUUAAGAAAUGUGCCAGUGU
Mandrillus leucophaeus (drill) is the source of this 2274-nucleotide messenger RNA. RefSeq names its product metastasis associated 1 family, member 3 (gene MTA3). Gene Ontology annotation, biological process: negative regulation of transcription by RNA polymerase II. NCBI's taxonomy places the organism in Eukaryota, Metazoa, Chordata, Mammalia, Primates, Cercopithecidae. Gene Ontology annotation, molecular function: sequence-specific DNA binding; histone deacetylase binding; chromatin binding. Gene Ontology annotation, cellular component: nucleoplasm; NuRD complex. Bases 255 to 1796 code for a protein of 513 amino acids. The transcript has 17 exons. The record is from RefSeq and is a predicted model, not a curated record.